Molecule: messenger RNA, 1611 nt
Organism: Aureobasidium namibiae CBS 147.97
Lineage: Eukaryota; Fungi; Ascomycota; Dothideomycetes; Dothideales; Saccotheciaceae
Product: general substrate transporter
Exons: 6
Coding region: 1-1611 (536 amino acids)
Biological process (GO): transmembrane transport; carbohydrate transport
Cellular component (GO): membrane
Molecular function (GO): carbohydrate:proton symporter activity
Source: RefSeq, a predicted model, not a curated record
AUGGGAUGGUCGACUCACGCAACCGGAACCCAGGAUCCUCCCGAGGUUCGAAACUGGAAGAUUCAUCUUGUGGCCUUUGUGGCCUCGAUGAGUGCCCUUGCCAUGGGUUAUGAUACCUCUGUGAUUGGAGGAACCAUGGCGCUCGACUCUUUCCGAAGAGACUUCGGGCUUGCCGAUGCUUCUCCUACCCAUCGUGACACAGUGCAGGGCAACAUUGUCUCUACCUUCCAGGCUGGCUGCUUCUUCGGAGCUCUUCUUACCUUCCCGUUCGCAGAGAAAUAUGGUCGUAGACUUACUGUCAUGGCCGCCUCAGCCGUUUUCCUCGUUGGGGCAACACUCAUGACAGCUGCGAAUGGCAAAAUGGACAUGGUAGUCGCUGGACGCGCUAUAGCUGGCCUGGGUAUAGGAGCCUGCUCUCUGGUCGUUCCAGUCUACAUUUCUGAGACAGCUCCGCCUUCUAUUCGUGGACGUCUGAUAGGUAUCUUCGAGAUUGCUUCCCAAGGAGGAGGCAUGUUAGGUUUCUGGAUCAACUAUGCCACGGAUCGUACUAUCGACUCGGACAACAAAGCGCAAUGGGUCAUACCCUUGGCACUGCAGCUCGUACCAGGUGUCCUUCUAUGUGGUGGCAUGUUCUUCUGUCCAGAAUCACCACGCUGGUUGGCCAAAGGUGAUAACUUUGACAAGGCGGAGCAGAUCAUCAGUAGCCUGCGUAACCUUCCAUCAAAUCAUCCGUAUAUACGCAACGAGAUGAACGAGAUCCGGAUCCAAGUCGAAGAGCGUAGCACAAACAAGAUGAGUAAGAAACAACAGGUCCAAAAGCUCUUCCAGAAAGGCGUACGAAACCGCAUGGGCAUCGGUCUCGCUCUCAUGUUCCUGCAGUCCUUCACAGGUGUCAACAUCAUCACCUACUAUGCACCUCGCAUCUUCGAAUCGCUCGGUGUGCCAGGGACAUCGCUGAAACUCUUCUCUACCGGGUUUUACGGUAUCUCCAAGACUUUGGGAAUGAUCACCUUUACCAUGGUGGUGGUAGAAAGAGUCGGCCGACGGAAAGGCCUCAUCUGGGGUGCAGCGCUGGGAUGCGUACCCAUGCUGUACAUCGGUGGCUACGUCUUGAGAGCAGAUCCGUUGGCUGCUCUGGCAGCCGGGAACACAAAUCGUGAUGGCUGGGGUUAUCUAGCCAUGGUGUGCGUAUAUGUCAACGCCUUCAUCAUCUGUGCGACGUGGCAAGGCAUCACAUGGACAUAUGCUUCCGAGAUCUUCCCAUUGGAUAUUCGGAUGCUCUGCGUUGCAUUGACGACGGCAGAUACAUGGUUAGGAUCGUUCAUCAUUGCAAGAUCAACGCCGUACAUGAUCUCGGAUCUUGGUUAUGGUGCAUACUUCUUCUUUGGAGUGAUUCUUGUAGCCAUGGGCAUCUGGUCGUUCUUCUUCGUACCCGAGACCAAAGGCAUCACUCUCGAAGAGAUGGAUGCACUGUUUGCCCGUUCAGUCCGAAGAACGAUAUGGGCACAGGUCCGCGGAAAGAAGCUACCGCCGAUGGAUGGAGAUAUGAUGAUGACGGCUGACGAUCCCAAGAAGCAGUCUACCAUCAGGAUUGAGAAAGUAGAACUGUAG